Molecule: messenger RNA, 2444 nt
Organism: Megalobrama amblycephala (Wuchang bream)
Lineage: Eukaryota; Metazoa; Chordata; Actinopteri; Cypriniformes; Xenocyprididae
Exons: 9
Coding region: 40-2313 (757 amino acids)
Biological process (GO): regulation of transcription by RNA polymerase II
Molecular function (GO): DNA-binding transcription factor activity, RNA polymerase II-specific; RNA polymerase II cis-regulatory region sequence-specific DNA binding
Source: RefSeq, a predicted model, not a curated record
GUAACCUGAGCGGCGUCUGCAGGUUAUCAAUCAAUACUGAUGCUCGAGUUUGCGCUUCACUCAAGCUCAAUAACUUUAAUAUCAGGUUUACAGAUAGACGCCUGUGCGCGCGGCAACACGAUGGCCGAAGAUGCCUUGUUUGUCAGUGAUUACGAUGGUUCUUGUUUUCUGUGUGAAGAGGAUGAGCAGAGAGGGUAUUGUAGAUACAGAAAUGCAGAGAAAGAGAAUGAGAGAGAAAUAAACAGUGAUGCAGAAGAAGUGGAAGACAAGGAGUCAAGCGAGUUCAAGAGUGACUCUGAGCUGAAACUAGAGGAAAUAACUGAGGAGAACCAGACAGCAGAACCUGAAGAAAGGAAAACAGAGACGGAAGAGGAAGAAAAAACUGAAGACAACAAGCAGAAAAAUGAGAAAAGCACAGAAGAAGAAGAGCAAAACAAGAAAGUAGAUAUCGUUGAGUCGGAUGAAGAAGAUAAGCAGGAAAGUAUGUUAGGUUUAAACAAAGAUGAUGAAACAAAGACAGAUGGUGGUGAUGAUGAUGAUGACGAAGAGGCAAGCAACUUGCUGGUGCCUCCUCUAGAGGACGACUGUAUUUUGCAGAUGGGCCCAGAUUGCACCAUAGACCUGGUGAUGGUGUGUGAUCAGUCGGUAGCGAGGUGUAUGAAUGAAGACCUUUUGUUAUGCCCCCCCAAGUCUUCAGAUUUCUCCCAGCAGCCCUCUAUAAAAUCCCCACCAAGACCAUUAUCUAUCACGUUACCGCCUCAAAAUCCCACAGCGUUCCCCUUUCAGCCCCAGCCGCUUCUUCAACCUCAGAUCCCACCGCAGGUCCAGUUGGAGGCCUCGUGCUUGGGCAAACGGCCCUAUGGAAGCAGCCCUGCUGUUGAUCCCCAGGCCAUGAGGCCGCUGGAGGUGACGCUGCGGCAGGUGUACACCACUCGCCGAUACACCCGAUUCGCCAGCAGAGCGGCCCUUAUGCCUCUGGCCUCCGUCGGAGGAGAAACCUGCACUCAGGUUUUACCUUCCAUCAGCGCUGACGUGCCUCUAAUGCCUCCGAAGAAGAAAACACGCACCUUCUACAGCACUGAUCAGUUGGAGGAGCUGGAACGUGUAUUUCAGGAUGAUCACUACCCUGAUGGAGACAAGAGAAAGGAGAUCGCGGCCUCCAUCGGUGUUACGCCCCAGAGAAUCAUGGUGUGGUUUCAGAACCGUCGAGCCAAAUGGAGAAAAACAGCGAAAACCACAACAAAAAAGCCUCCUGCCAGUCGGGGUCAACCUUGUGUCCAGGUCAACAGGCCACCAGUUUUCACAGCUCCUGCUGUUGCAUCUCAACAUCCCAAGCCUGGGAACACACUCCCCCCCUACAGUACCAUCCGGACCAGCCGCACCAGUCCACAAGGUCCAGCUUGUGUUGAUGUGGCACCUUGUGUGUCUCAAGGAGGUUUUUUGGAGUACAUGCCCCCUCCCAUGCACAGUCCUCCUCCGAUACGACGAGCCUCCUUGCCUCUCAUCACGGCAUACAACCCCUCGACUCACACCGUGUCCCUGCUGCUCGACACACCUGAGCACAGUGAGCCCAGCUCCGCAGACACAACACCGCUGAGUUUGCAGACUGACACAGGGAUUGACUAUGACAGCCUGGGCAACUCUGUAAAGAUGGACUUCAUGACUUCUGCUCCACAGAACAGCACUUUAAAUUACCAGCUCAACACAUUUCCUCAACAGUCUAACACCUUAUUAGCUCAACAGACUAAUAGUCUCCUACCUCAGCAAACAAACACUCUGUUACCCCAACAAACUAGCUGUCUUAUGCCCCAGCAGUCCAGCACACUAAUGCCCCAGUACUCUCACCUGUCGUACCUCACGCCCUCUCCUUACCUCACGCCCAACCCUACCGAGAGCAGCAGCGCUCCAUAUCUGCCCCUCAACAACACUCUUCCCGCCUACACCAGCAGUGGACACGCGUAUCUCCAGCCUCAAACCGGCAACCAGAUGCUGCUCCAGUCAGGAGUUCAUGCAUUUCAGGCCUACCCUUGGGCUACUGACAUGUAUAGUCAGCCGGGUCAGUAUACACAGGCGGUGUUUCGGCCACAGUUAUCGUCACAGGGUCAUGAGAGCCAGUACACUCAGCUCCUGCCCCAGCAGCACUACGUUCAGCUCCAAGGAGCGCCGCAGCUGCCCAGCCUGCCUAAACCCACCCCUGACCCCCUACUGCCCAGUGUCAAGGUGGAGUCUGAGGACAUGGGCCACAGUCAGCCAAUCAGAGUCAGCGAGGCGGAGCCUACCUUUCAUUGCGAUUUUUCACCAAUCAACUUUUAACAACAGCAGGGUACCGACUGAGAAGAUCCACAGGCAAUAUUUUCAUUUCUUUAUAUGUUUGUCUUCUGUUUUUGCUGUGGUGUGCAGGAGCCAUUAAAAUGCUCUUUCUCUGAAGUUUUGCUGUGUUGGUU